UCUCUUCUUCUCAAUCUUUCUCGAUCCCCAAAAUCCCAUUUCUAGGGUUCUUCUUCCCCACUUCAAUUCGCCGAAAUGAAGCUCACUGUAAAAACCCUCAAAGGCAGCCAUUUUGAAAUUAAGGUUCAGCCCAUAGACACUGUUAUGGCUGUGAAGAAAACCAUUGAAGAUGUACAAGGGAAGGACAAUUACCCUUGUGGGCAGCAACUGCUAAUUCAUAAUGGGAAGGUUUUGAAAGAUGAAACUACAUUAGCAGAUAACAAGGUCUCCGAGGAUGGGUUUCUUGUUGUCAUGCUUAGUAAGAGCAAAUCUCUUGGUUCUUCGGGAGCUUCAUCUGUCCAGACACCUUCUACUACUCCAACUGCAACUGCACUGACUUCUAAUAUGGAACCUGCUGCAGAAGCUGUUGUACAACCACUGACCCCAAAAGCUUCUGCAUCUGCUUCAGAUACUCCAACUGUUAACACAGAAAAUGAUACCUAUGGUCAGGCUGCCUCAAAUUUAGUUGCUGGUAGUAAUCUCGAACAGACCAUUCAACAAAUAAUGGAUAUGGGUGGUGGAAACUGGGACAAAGAAACAGUAAGCCGUGCACUUCGAGCAGCUUAUAACAACCCUGAGCGAGCUGUGGAUUAUCUCUAUUCUGGCAUUCCGGAAACAGCGGAGGUAGCUGUGCCGGUGGUCAAUUUCCCUACUGGUCAGACGGCUGAAACUGGGCCUGCUGUUCCUGCUUCUGGGGCACCUAAUUCAUCUCCUUUGAAUAUGUUUCCUCAGGAAACCCUUUCUGGUGCUGGUGCUGGUGGGCUUGGAUCCCUUGAUUUCCUCAGAAACAAUCAACAGUUUGUAGCAUUGCGUUCAAUGGUGCAAUCAAACCCACAAAUUUUACAGCCUAUGCUUCAGGAACUUGGAAAGCAAAAUCCCCAGCUCUUAAGAUUGAUUCAAGAGCAUCAAGCAGAGUUCCUUCAGUUAAUAAAUGAACCUCUUGAAGGUUCUGAAGGGGAUAUAUUUGAUCAGCCCGAGCAAGACAUGCCCCAUGCUAUUAAUGUCACUCCUGCCGAACAGGAGGCUAUUGAACGCCUUGAAGCAAUGGGAUUCGAUAGAAACCUCGUCAUUGAAGCCUUUUUGGCUUGCGAUCGCAAUGAGGAGAUGGCAGCCAAUUAUUUAUUGGAAAAUGCUGGAGAUUUUGAGGAUUGAAAUACGAUGCACGAUACCCUCAUGGUGUUUGGUUCAUAGUUUUCGUGUCUUAGAUCUUCACCAUCCUGCGUCUUUACACGGCUACGGUUUGAGAGAUAAGUCAUGGAAAAACCUCAGAAUGAUUAUGAAAUGGUCUCUCAUAUAGACUAUAGGCUUAACAAAAUUUCAUUUUUCAUUUUAUUUUUAACAUUGUUGAGUCCAUCAGUUUAACUAGCUUCUGGACAUAAAUCCUCGACUGCCCUAACAGAUUGUGUUAUUGAUAUUGAGAUUGAAGGUUGUUGAAAGAUCCAUCUUUUUCAAUGAGUUCAAAGAUUCAUUGUUAAUUCUUAUCUGUCUGAAAUACAUGACUUGUAGUAUCCAGUUUCUCGAAGCUGGAAUUUAUGCUG
Messenger RNA from Rubroshorea leprosula, 1577 nucleotides. NCBI's taxonomy places the organism in Eukaryota, Viridiplantae, Streptophyta, Magnoliopsida, Malvales, Dipterocarpaceae. The record is from the annotation of a GenBank genome assembly.